AAAAGCCAGCCACCUCGAGCUAGCUAGUAACUCACUUUGUAGAUGUAGAAGCAUUUACAGCCGUACACGCAGCUACACAUGUAGAAAUAGUUAGCUUCUUUUGGAGUAAAAGUUUGGGAAUGCGGGUGAUGAGGAAUUGACAUUUCACACUCUUUUUUAAGGACAGCCCCUGUUUGCUCCCCGCUCCGUGGAUGUGUAGAGAAAGAGCAAUGACAGACCAGUAGAGCAAAUGGAUUGACGACCAUCGAAGACAACAAGCCGAGGCUAAUGCUAGCUGCUACAGCUACAUCUCUGGAUUCUAACACGCGCACCUUUUGUGUGAAGGAUCUCAUUUUAUUUUUGGGGGGUCCUGUUCCUGCACAAGGUCCACAGCUUUUCAGCCAAACCCGCGAGUGUGUUUUUUUUGCCGCGGGGAGAGUGUUUGAGCGUGGAGGGAAGACUGUGUAGCGGCUAGUGGAGAGGACCAUCUGGGCGUCUGAGAGCCAGGGUCGGCCCGGCUGGCUGGAUUGUGUGCUUUGAUGACCCCCGCUGUGUAGCUGCCUGCUCACCAACCCCCUCCCCUUCCCCUCUGUCUCUCUUUCCCUCCCUCCCUUCCUUCUCUCUCCUCCUCUAUCUCCAUCGCAGCUCCCAGCCCAGCCAUGUUCGGGACAGAGUCUUCAUUAAGCAUGUUUCUCAACACCCUAACACCCAAGUUCUACGUGGCUCUAACAGGGACGUCCUCAUUGAUAUCAGGCCUUAUUCUGAUAUUUGAGUGGUGGUAUUUCAGGAAGUACGGCACGUCCUUCAUCGAGCAGGUAUCGGUGAGCCACCUGCGCCCUCUCCUGGGUGGAGUGGACACCAGCUCCCCCAACAACUCCAACACCAGUAACGGAGAUGCAGACUCCAACCGACAAAGUGUAUCAGGAAAAAAAAAUUCAACCAGAACCCAUCACACUCAAGAUCUACCUCUCUCUCCCAUAGAAUGUAAAGUAUGGCGAAAUCCACUGAAUUUAUUUAGAGGGGCGGAGUAUAACCGAUAUACGUGGGUGACAGGCCGAGAGCCACUCACGUACUAUGACAUGAACCUCUCGGCGCAAGACCAUCAGACCUUCUUUACGUGUGACUCAGACCACCUUCGACCAGCCGACGCCAUUAUGCAGAAGGCAUGGAGAGAGAGGAAUCCUCAGGCCCGCAUCUCUGCAGCACAUGAAGCCCUCGAACUGGAAGACUGUGCUACAGCGUAUAUCCUGCUGGCAGAGGAGGAGGCCACCACCAUUGUGGAUGCAGAGAAGCUCUUUAAACAGGCCUUGAAGGCCGGCGAGGGCUGCUACCGACGCAGCCAGCAGCUGCAACACCACGGCUCGCAGUACGAGGCCCAGCACAGAAGGGACACCAAUGUCCUAGUGUACAUUAAAAGAAGACUAUCCAUGUGCUCUAGAAAGCUGGGCCGAACAAGAGAAGCAGUCAAAAUGAUGAGAGAUUUGUGUGUUUUCCAGUUAAUGAAGGAGUUCCCUCUCCUCAGUAUGUUCAAUAUCCACGAGAACCUUCUAGAGUCGUUACUUGAGCUCCAGAACUACGCAGACGUACAGGCCGUACUGGCCAAGUACGACGAUAUUAGUUUACCCAAAUCAGCAACAAUAUGCUACACAGCUGCCUUGCUGAAAGCCAGGGCGGUAUCUGACAAGUUUUCUCCCGAGGCAGCGUCCAGACGGGGGCUGAGCACAGCGGAGAUGAACGCUGUAGAAGCCAUACACAGAGCUGUGGAGUUCAACCCUCACGUCCCUAGAUACCUCUUAGAAAUGAAAAGUUUAAUACUGCCUCCCGAGCACAUUCUGAAGCGAGGGGACAGCGAGGCCAUCGCCUACGCCUUCUUCCACCUGCAGCACUGGAAGAGAGUGGAAGGAGCUCUCAAUCUGCUGCACUGCACCUGGGAGGGCACUUUUCGAAUGAUCCCAUACCCACUGGAGAAAGGCCACCUGUUCUACCCCUACCCCAUCUGCACGGAGACUGCUGACAGAGAACUGCUACCAACAGUGUUUCACGAGGUGUCGGUGUACCCCAAGAAGGAGCUGCCCUUCUUCAUCCUCUUCACGGCCGGCCUCUGCUCCUUCACCGCCAUGCUGGCCCUCCUCACACACCAGUUCCCGGAGCUCAUGGGGGUCUUCGCUAAAGCUUUUCUCAGCACCCUGUUCGCUCCCCUCAACUUCAUCAUGGAGAAGGUGGAGAGCAUCCUGCCGUCCAGCCUGUGGCACCAGCUCACACGCAUCUGACUGGACACAUCCGGAUUGAACUAACUGACCUUUGUGCCAACAUCUUGGAAAGUGGACACACAGACAGACGGAUAGAAAGAGAUUGAUCGUGUGUGGUGACGAGAAAAAAAAAAAAAAAAAGUUGAAAUUGAUUUUGAUACAUUUUAUUUGGGGGGGGAUUUCAAUCUCAUGUAAAACCAUUUUUUGUUGUACCAAAAAAAGGUGAUCAAUUGCCAUCAUUAAAAAGUGGAAAAAAAAAUAAAAUAAAGGACCUUUUGUGUA
Molecule: messenger RNA, 2510 nt
Organism: Osmerus eperlanus (European smelt)
Lineage: Eukaryota; Metazoa; Chordata; Actinopteri; Osmeriformes; Osmeridae
Product: suppressor of tumorigenicity 7 protein homolog
Exons: 16
Coding region: 639-2249 (536 amino acids)
Source: RefSeq, a predicted model, not a curated record